Messenger RNA from Paramecium octaurelia, 1740 nucleotides. The record is from the annotation of a GenBank genome assembly. Lineage: Eukaryota; Ciliophora; Oligohymenophorea; Peniculida; Parameciidae.
AUGGACAUUAUUUAUUUGCAAAUGUAGAAAUAACCUAUUUAAUGGAAUAUUUAAUCUAAAAGCACUUGCUCAUCAAAAGAGGAAAAUAGUAAAGAAUUUGAUUGGAAUGAUAUUGAAUUUCUAUAUUAACAGUGCUAAUAAUAGGAUCAGGCAUCCAACGUUACUAAUAUUAUUAGAAGUAGUCAGGAAUCAGAGUUUAAUCUAAAAAUGGAUCGACUCGUAAGAACAAAUAAUCAAAGUAGCCUUAGUGAAGUGAAUGACAAUGAGGCAACCCUGGAAAUAAAUGAAGAUCAAAAAGAUAAUUCUAAUGAAUUACCAUAAAAGCCUAUCAUAAAGAGAAGGAAUACAUCCUAUAGAGGACACACAAAAUCCUUUUCAUAAGUAAUAUAUGAACAAGAAAAGUUUAAAAGGUAUCGUAACAACAAAAGGAGUGCAAGAACGCUUUCUAUGGUUUCUUUAAAACGAUCAUUAAUGACUCCUCUAUUUAAGGUCAGCUAAUAAAAAAAUCUAAAAGAAAUUUGUGUCAACUAUCUAAACUCGGAAUACUCAAAGAAACUAAUCGUAGAUAAAAAUAUUUUAGCUUGUGAAUUAAUAGUUUUUGCCAUAUAAGAAUACAAGAAAACCUUAGGAUUUGAUUAAAGAUUGUUAAAAUACUCAAACUUUACAUUAGCAUAUUAAUUGACAAGUAUAGAGGAAUAUUGUGAUUUUUCUGCUUCUCCCUCUUUUAAAGAUAGCAUUAUUGAAAAUUAACCACCAAGAUAGGAUUCAAUCCAAUAAUUUUAAUAUAUAUUUGACGACAUUGAAAUGAAUCCUAACAAAGGAUUCUUUAAUUUGGAAUUGAAUUAGAAAGUGGAUUUCAAAAAUGUCACUCUCAGCAUUGCAGACACAUCUAAUUUUGGUAUAGAUUUAUUUACAGUUGAAAAAACUCUUAUGACUUAUCCAACAUAAAUAAUUUUAUUGCUAGAGGAUGCAGAAAAUGAAAUAUUUUAUAAUUUAAAAUUUGAAUAAAAUGCAACCAUUUAGGAAAUUUACAAUGAAUUGAAAAAGAAAGGAAACUUUAAGUAUAACUAAAAUGAAUGUUUUUUCUUACUAAAAUUUCCUUGCAUCAAUUUUAAUAAUUCAGAAGCUUUAGACAUUAAAUUCCCAAUAUCCUUGCUGCCAAUUCAUUGGUUGAUUAUUCAAUUUAAAAUUUCUAAAAAAAACAAUGAUCAAAUUAAAGUCUCAGGAUUUGGGUUGAAAUCUUUAAAAUCAAUAUCACCAUCAAUGAUUCAAAAGGAAGAAUUCGUUGAUCAAAAAAAUCUUUAGAUGUUCAACUAUGAAGAAUACAAAGUUGUAAAGAUAGAGAAUAACGGAUUGUAGAAUGAAGUUAUUAUUGGGAUAGACUAUUUUGAUUUAUAUUACUACUACACAACGGAAAAGCAACAAAAAUAUUCUUUCUAUAAGAUUGCUAAAUUGAUGGUUCAAUUUUUAUUGGAAAAUCAUUAAUCUGGGUAAACCAAAGAUUAUAAAAGAAUAUAAAUAUCAUCCAUUCUUUGGGUUAGACUCAAAAAUGAUUAAUAGCUUAUGAUUAAAUAUGUUAAAAAUGAGGAUUCAAUCAAAAAAAUACAAUUCACGCUUCCAAAAAAUAACAAUGAAAAUGAUAAAAUGAAAUUAUAGGAAUAGCAAGUGUAAAUUAAGAAUAUCGUGGAGAAAUUAUAAUUUAUAAUUAAAGAAAGAAGGAAAAAUAAUCACUCUUAAUGA